Molecule: messenger RNA, 3508 nt
Organism: Misgurnus anguillicaudatus (oriental weatherfish)
Lineage: Eukaryota; Metazoa; Chordata; Actinopteri; Cypriniformes; Cobitidae
Product: cAMP-dependent protein kinase type II-beta regulatory subunit
Biological process (GO): negative regulation of cAMP-dependent protein kinase activity
Cellular component (GO): cytosol; cAMP-dependent protein kinase complex
Molecular function (GO): protein kinase A catalytic subunit binding; cAMP binding; cAMP-dependent protein kinase inhibitor activity
Source: RefSeq, a predicted model, not a curated record
ACGUUCUAGUGUGUCGCGUCGCGUCCGCGCUGAUGCUCAUCUGAACUGCGGCAGCGUUCCUCCUACGCACAUCCCGGGAUGCAGGUUGCCAUGGUUACCCGCAUCACAUGCGCGGCUUUCCUUUAGCCAGCAGCAAAAAAGAUGCCACUUCUUAGAAUCCGAGCCAUUUUUACGCCUGAAAAUUAGAGGACGCGGUCGGACGGGGGUGAAAACUGGCGCAGAUGGCGGAAUAGCGAGGAAUCCGUCGCGUCGCGUUCUCUCUGACGCGUUUUUUUGCGGAUCAUCAUUCUCAGCUGACGCGGCGAAAACAGGGCACCGCCGUCUCGGGGUUUUUUUUCUACGCGCAAGAUCGGGCCGACGUUUGCGCAGAUUUUUCACGGGAGAGCCGAUCGUCAGGAAUGAGUAUAGAAAUUCCCGAGGGCUUGACGGAGCUUCUGCAGAGCUUUACCGUGGAGGUCCUGAGGAAUCAGCCGGCGGAUCUCCUGGAGUUCGCGCUUCAGUACUUCACGCGCCUCAAGGAGAACGAGACCCGCGGCGGCGCGUUUGGCAAUGAACACAACUCAGCCGGGCGACCGGGCAAAGCCGUCAACUUCAUCGAGGAGGCCAUGCAGAUCGAUUCUGAAAACGGGGAGGAAGAUGACGACGAUGAUGAAGAUUUCGUAGCUCCAGUUAUCAACAGAUUUGUCCGGCGAGCAUCUGUCUGCGCAGAGGCGUAUAACCCAGAUGAGGAUGAAGAAGACAAAGAACCAAGAGUCACUCACCCUAAAACAGAUGAGCAGAGACAAAGACUACAAGAGGCCUGCAAAGACAUCCUAUUGUUUAAAAACCUGGACCAGGAACAGAUGUCCCAAGUGCUGGAUGCCAUGUUUGAGAAAGUUGUGCAGACAGGUGAGCACAUCAUCGAUCAAGAUGACGACGGCGACAACUUUUACGUCAUUGAGAGGGGAACGUUUGACAUUGUCGUAAAGGCGGAAGGCACCACACGGACUGUGGGGUCUUACGAUAACCGUGGGAGUUUUGGAGAGCUCGCCCUCAUGUACAACACACCGAGAGCGGCCACCAUCAUUGCUACCUCACCUGGAGCUCUGUGGUGCCUAGAUCGGUUAACAUUCAGGCGGAUCAUUGUCAAGAAUAACGCAAAGAAACGGAAAAUGUACGAGGCUUUCAUUGGCACUCUUCCACUCCUCACGUCGCUGGAGGUUUCAGAGAGAAUGAAGGUUGUUGAUGUCCUGUCGACCAAAGUGUACAACAGCGGGGAACAGAUCAUUGCUCAGGGUGAUUUGGCAGACUGUUUUUACAUCGUAGAGUCCGGACAUGUUAGGAUCACUAUGAAGAGAAGCAAGUCAAAAAAUGAUACAGAAGAUGAGGAACUGGAAAUCACUACGUGCUCUAGGGGGCAGUAUUUCGGAGAAUUGGCUCUUGUCACCAACAAGCCACGGGCAGCAUCUGCAUAUGCCGUGGACAGCGUUAAGUGCUUAGUAAUGGGUGUUCAGGCGUUCGAGAGGUUAUUAGGCCCCUGCAUGGACAUCAUGAAACGAAACAUUGCGAAUUACGAAGAGCAGCUGACGUCGCUCUUCAGGAGUCACAUCGCAAUACAAGAGCCGAAUGCAUGAAAGCAGUUAAUCAAUAAACGCCGCAAACAAAAAAUGCAACAUGAAAUGAUGAGAAACCGGUAAGUAGAGGACUGAUAUCAUGUUAACGUAUGCCAUAAGCUUGAAGUUCUUGUUUUGCAUUCACAGAUAUGAAACUCUGGUGUGUCAAUAAUCAUCAUUUUAGAUGUGAAAAGCCAAAUGUGUGAAGGUUUGCCUCCAGGACACAUGGAGGUUUUCCCAUGGGACAAAUGUUUGGAAUUUGGAAUACUAUGUUUAUUGAAAUUUCACAUGAUUUUUAUCACGGUUGGUGUUUUGUUCACAUGUUACAGAGACACUGGCUACAUCUUUUACAGUGAAGUCCUCACAACGGUUUAAGACUUUGUUAUAAGCUAUGACACAAUAUGUUCAUGUGUCCACUCUUUAAAAGCUAUACUCCUAAAUUCUCAUCUGCGGUUAGCAGUCGACAGGGUUUUCAGUGUUACAUGUCUAUUUUAAUGUACGUAUGUUUGCCAUUUUUUAUAUUUUUAAAUUCAGCACUUGUAGUUUGAAAGAUUUUUGUGCUUCAGGUUUUGAAUCUGGAUGACAAGAUCUGUAACAAAAAUAAAUAAAAAAACGUUAGCGAGUUAGGAUUGCUUCCUCCAAGACAACAUGCUGGAGUAUGAAGUCAACAUGAAAUCACAUUAUUUCAAAUAUAAACAUUUCAGACAAUAUCACAAUUUUUAAUUAAAAACCCACAUAUCCUUUGAAACGGAUAGUUCUUUGUUUUUUAACCCCUCCCCUUUAACCACCAUGCUGCUUUUUUGGUAAUUCACACCAUUCUUUCACAAUCUUACAGUAUAAGAUUUCAAUGCAUACCAUGUAGGUUGUGACCGAAAUAGCUCCCUAUACCUUUAUACAAUGCAUUAUUUAAGGGGACUGACAUUGUGGUGGUGUCCGAAAUCAUAGUGGACAUUAUCUAGUGCACUCAUUCAAUCCCACAAUGCACUGCAAUAACGAGUAUACAACUCAAUGGCGUUACGUUACACAUUGUGAGAUGAAAUCCCACAUCUGAACACAAGAUGGCGCCUGCAGGGCUUCUGAAGCACUCUGUGGCUCAAAUUCAAAUUCACGCACUCAUUUUCAUUCACUUAUUUAAAGGUGCCGUAAAAUUUAAAACUGUAUUUAUCUAGGCAUAGAUGAAUAAUAAGAUCUCUGUACAUGGUAAUGACAUAUUGUGAUGCUGAGUUAGCGCUAUAUGCUAGUUAAUGCUAUAUGCUAACGUUUAAGCUGAAGUUCUACUAUUGACAUUACAGUUACGUUUUGCAGGUCCAUACUGAAAAAACACAAACUUACCACUCAGAAACAUCCAUUAACAAUCUCCAAACAAUUGAUUAUUCCUCAAAAUCUGUAUUUUCAUCUGAUACAGACUCUCAAAGAUCUGUUUACACACACACAGAGCUACUGAAGGAGCUGCUCUGAGAAACAGCCAAUCAGAGCAGAGCUCAACAUUAUUAUUCAUGACCCUUUCAAAUAAGGGUCAUUUUUGCACUUAAUAAAGCCACAAACCUUCUAUGUAAAUAUCAGAGAACAAUUUAACAGAUUAUUUUAAUGCAUUAUUUGGCACCUUUAAGUGGACUAUUAGUGGACUAAUGUAGGAAAAGAUGGUAUAGUUGGCCAUUUUGGACACAUGCAGUCGUUGUUCUUCUCGCUCUUGGAAAUAUUUUAAGUGUGAAUGAGCUUUCAUGUUGACUUUAUUGCUCAAGUUUAAUAACAUCUUCAUGUCAUUAUCAAUCAAAUUCCAAACAAACUGUUUGAGAAUGAAAGACAUAGAAACGCACAGACUCAGAUAAGAGAAGUUCAUGCAGUUUGUAAUAUUAUUGCACUUUGAGAGAGUCUGAUUUAUAGCUGCACACUUCAAAAUGUUUUUUUUUUUUUUU